AUGCAGGGAGGAGACGACAUUUUGGGAGGCUUGGGGGGUAUCCAAUCCCUUGGUAUCAUGAAUGCCCUCAAGACAAAUGAUCCUCGCACCGACAUGAUUGUGGCGCUCUGUUUGCCGUUUGCUCUGCGCUACAUUCUGGAGUUCUUGAAGAAGGUCUCGCCGUACCUCGAUAUUGACUACUGGAAAGCGUGGUGGGCCGGAGAGGACGAGACCACAAACUAUCAUGAACGCACUAUUUCACACGCCUCUUCCAAAAAUAUGUACGGUGAAACUAUCGACCUCGACGAAGAUUCGCACAACUCGGUUCUCAUCAAAGCAAUUCGGUUGUAUUGCCACACCAAUGUUGACCUCAAUUUGCGCAAGGCAGACCUAAGCCUCACCACAGUUGAAGACGAAACCCACGCAAACGAUUGCUACUAUGGCCAGUCCAUUGUCAACUUGCUACAGUGCUAUAAAAUGGUGAAGAAUCCACCCGAAAAGCAAUGGCACAAGUUGGGAGUGUUUGGGGCUGAGAAGAACGGUGCAUCCUUCGUGGAACUUCAGAUUAGCUCUGAAUCUAGCGACUCCGAGGACGGGGACAACAAAAACAAAAAGAGCACGCGCAACACGACCUACACGCUCCGUUCGUUGGAUGGUUCGGCCCUGGAUACCUUCCUCGAUACAGUUUACAGCUGGUAUAUCAAAGAGCUCAAGAGAAAUGAAGAUCAUUCACGAUACUACUACGAUUUAGAGAGCAAAGCCGUUGGCGACACCUCAGAGCAGCGUUACUACAAACGAUUCCGUUUGUCAGAAGAAAAGACCUUUGAAUCUUUGUUCUUUCAAGAGAAGAACGGUAUGCUGAAACUUAUCAAUGACUUCAUGGAAAAGAAGGGUAAGUACGCCAUCAAGGGGUAUCCACACAAGCUUGGUUUGCUGUUGACUGGGCCACCGGGCACCGGUAAGACCAGUCUCAUCAAAGCCUUGGCACAAUACACGGGUCGAAGCAUUGUGAAUGUCCCGCUUUCCAAGAUCUCCACCAAUGCCGAACUCAUGUCGCAAUUCUUUGACAAGAAAUACCGAGUCCGAGGCGAGAUCACGGCGCAGUUGGAUUUCAAGGACGUUAUCUUUUGCCUGGAGGAUCUUGACGCGGCUUCUGACAUUGUCAAAAGACGUGAUGGCAAGGCCAAAGAUGCUGACAACGAAUCCAGCAAUAUCGCUGCCAUGACAGAAGACAUCAUGGCACAGAUCCCUCCUGCCAAGUCGUUGUGGCAUCUCUUCUUGGAAAGCUCUGAUGAGUCCUGCCAGGAACUGGUAAAGUUGCUUUCGGAGAAAUCGGAGCGUCUCAAGGCUGAAGCCCAAAAGGCGGACAAGAUUCAAUCCGUUGCUGACUGUCUUGCUUCUCUACGUCCCGGGCUGGGUUUGGUUGGUGCCAACAACGAAGUACUUCGCCAGCUGGGCGAGGACGCGUUGGCGUCCUUCCAGGAGAAAAUGUCCAACCAGGAAAACAUAGACACGUACUUGAAAACCCAAGCCCAAACGAUGAAGCGUCUGUUGCGAGGUGGCGCCGAGAUUGACGAAGCUGUGGUGGACACAUUGCUCAGUACUGAAGAACCAAUGUUGUUUCCAACGAAGGGAGUUACAAAAGCUGCAAGCCGGGACGACGACGAUGAGGAUGACUAUGACGAUUCCCGUCAGGAAGGAUUCUGGGGCGAGGUUCGAGCAGCUUCAAGCGACUCGAGCAGCACCGACAAGGCCGGCAAGAAGGGCAUGUUCCCCGCCGGCUCUUGGGCGAGGUUCAUUCCUGACAGUCUGAACUUGACGGGUAUCUUGAACGCACUCGACGGCGUCGUGGAUUGUCCUGGCCGAAUUGUGAUCAUGACCACCAAUCACCCCGAGAAACUGGACAAGGCAUUGAUCAGACCGGGCCGGAUUGAUAAGCAGCUGUACCUUGGAUACAUGGCUGGCCUUGAUGUCAUUGCCAUGCUGGAGCACUAUUUCGAGACCGAGUUGAGUGAGGGACAACGUGAGCGUGUGAAAAAGCUUGUGUCUGGCAUCGAGGGAAGCACAGCUCCGGUCUCCAUGACACCUGCUCAGGUCGAACAGCUCACAGCCGAGCACGAUGAUCUCGAAGACAUGGUUGCGGCUUUGGAAGCAAAAGCUGUCCCUGUCCAAAAGCUGGCAGUCCUUGCCGGUGGUAGCCCCUGA
Seminavis robusta is the source of this 2184-nucleotide messenger RNA. The record is from the annotation of a GenBank genome assembly. NCBI's taxonomy places the organism in Eukaryota, Bacillariophyta, Bacillariophyceae, Naviculales, Naviculaceae.